AUGGAGCCCCUGCGGAGGGCCCACGAGGCCGCGCUCCGGCUGCUGCUGUGUCGGCCUUGGGCCUCGGGCGCCGCCUCCCGCCCGAAGCCCCGCGCCUCGGAGGUCCUGACGCGGCACCUGCUGCAGCGACGCCUGCCGCACUGGACCUCCUUCUGCGUGCCCUACAGCGCCGUCCGCAACGACCAGUUCGGCCUCUCGCACUUCAACUGGCCGGUGCAGGACGCCAACUACCACGUCCUGCGUACCGGCUGCUUCCCCUACAUCAAGUACCACUGCUCCAAGGCCCCCUGGCAGGACCUGGCCGGGCAGGAUCGGUUCUUCACGGCGCUCAAGGUCGUCAACCUGGGUAUUCCAACCUUAUUAUAUGGACUUGGCUCCUGGUUAUUUGCUAGAGUCACAGAGACUGUACAUACCAGUUAUGGACCAAUAACAAUUUAUUUUCUAAAUAAAGAAGAUGAAGGUGCCAGGUAUUGAAGAGACACAGCGAGAGAGGGAACA
Neomonachus schauinslandi (Hawaiian monk seal) is the source of this 498-nucleotide messenger RNA. RefSeq names its product chromosome 9 C15orf61 homolog (gene C9H15orf61). NCBI's taxonomy places the organism in Eukaryota, Metazoa, Chordata, Mammalia, Carnivora, Phocidae. The transcript has 3 exons. The record is from RefSeq and is a predicted model, not a curated record. Bases 1 to 474 code for a protein of 157 amino acids.